Molecule: messenger RNA, 1388 nt
Organism: Nerophis ophidion (straightnose pipefish)
Lineage: Eukaryota; Metazoa; Chordata; Actinopteri; Syngnathiformes; Syngnathidae
Product: transcription factor mef2A-like
Exons: 4
Coding region: 1-837 (278 amino acids)
Source: RefSeq, a predicted model, not a curated record
AUGGACGCCGAUGACCGCGGCGCCAAAAAGAGAUUGGGAGGAUUUCUGUCGGUGACUCCAAGUGCAAUCAAGCAUCCAAACAUCCCCAGCAUCCAAACAUCAACUACAUCCAAACAUCAACAACAUCCAAACAUCACCAGCAUCCAAACAUCAACAACAUCUAAACAUCAACAACAUCCAAACAUCACCAGCAUCCAAACAACAACAUCCAAACAUCACCAGCAUCCAAACAUCAACAACAUCCAAACAUCACCAGCAUCCAAACAUUACCAGCAUCCAAACAUCAACAACAUCCAAACAUCAACAACAUCCAAACAUCAACAACAUCCAAACAUCACUAGCAUCCAAACAUCACCAGCAUCCAAACAUCAACUACAUCCAAACAUCAACAACAUUCAAACAUCACCAGCAUCCAAACAUCAACAACAUCUAAACAUCAACAACAUCCAAACAUCACCAGCAUCCAAACAUCAACAACAUCCAAACAUCAACAACAUCCAAACAUCACUAGUAUCCAAACAUCACCAGCAUCCAAACAUCAACAACAUCCAAACAUCAACAACAUCCAAACAUCACCAGCAUACAAACAUCACCAGCAUCCAAACAUCACCAGCAUCCAAACAUCACCAGCAUCCAAACAUCAACAACAUCCAAACAUCAACAACAUCCAAACAUCACCAGCAUCCAAACAUCAACAACAUCCAAACAUCAACAACAUCCAAACAUCAACAACAUCCAAACAUCACCAGCAUCCAAACAUCAACAGCAUCCAAACAUCAACAACAUCCAAACAUCACCAGCAGGAAGUCCAUCCGUGCCUUGCUUUCAUUUCUAUGAUUGCAUUCAAUCUUUUAGGUUUUUAAUUUGUAUCACUCUGAUGUGAUUUGAGCCAUGGUGACGUGUAGUAACAAUAAGAUGCUUGUUGAUGGAUGAUGUCAUGUUGAUGGAUGAUGUCAUGUUGAUGGAUGAUGUCAUGUUGAUGGAUGAUGUCAUGUUGACGGAUGAUGUCAUGUUGAUGGAUGAUGUCAUGUUGAUGGAUGAUGUCAUGUUGAUGGAUGAUGUCAUGUUGACGGAGAGUGAGGUAGUUUGUCCUGACUGACGGCGACAUCACACUCCUCGGUCAUCCCUGUUUGUUGUCUUUUUGCAUUUGAGGCAUGAUGACGGGACUGUCAGGUUUACACACCAGCAUCUCCUGUGGUUUGUGUCAAAAACCACUGAGGACCGACGGAACAUUUAUGCAACUUGUUGUAUUAGGAAUCUUGAAUUGUGUGUGCAUAAUUAGCACAUCAAGUUUUUGCAGUUGUUUUCUACAACAAACUCCUCUGAGAAGCCUUCAAUCAGGCAACAACUUUUUGAUAUUAAAAAGGUAAUAAAUAUAUACAAAAUCA